Acanthaster planci (crown-of-thorns starfish) is the source of this 8434-nucleotide messenger RNA. Its product is annotated as disheveled-associated activator of morphogenesis 1-A-like. The record is from RefSeq and is a predicted model, not a curated record. NCBI's taxonomy places the organism in Eukaryota, Metazoa, Echinodermata, Asteroidea, Valvatida, Acanthasteridae. Gene Ontology annotation, molecular function: actin binding; small GTPase binding. Gene Ontology annotation, biological process: actin cytoskeleton organization.
UGUACCUCGUUUCUGCAAAGUCCUCUACCACCUCCUGGUGGAUUUAGAAAGAGCCCCUACAGUAAAUGGUUGUCAACAGUGUGAACCAUGCUGUUUUCUUUUGAUGUUGGAUUUUCACCAGGCUGCCUUUGUGCUGCUCAGUUUCUCAACAUGUUGGUUUCCUUUCUUUCUGACCCAGCCAUCAUACAUGUACAUGUACUGUAAGCAUGCAUGUCUUUUCUCCCUUGCAAGUAUACAUGUACAUGUACACGUGUACUGGUCUACAUGUAGAAUACAUGUACUGUACUAUGCUUUGUAGACUCUUAUUGGCUAUGCAUGACUUCAUCUGGUGGCAUGGCAGCUUGUUACUUGGGUCUGAAGGAGCAACUCUGUAGCUUGCAGGCCUUUACAUGGUCUGAUCUGCCAGAUGCUUGCUUAUUUAUCCGCCAUUGUCAAUCCCUGUCCCUCAUUGCACAAUGCGGCCCUGUUGUGGGGCUAAAUCUUUUUUAAGUGUUUUCUUUGGCCUGUCAAGGCUGCAACAAAGCCCUGGUUAAACACUCCAACGGACGCGCUUAUGCUGAUUAAGCUUUCUGGGGUUGCACACGCACGGAGACCACAUCUUGCAACAUAUUGGUAGCUAUGAGAUGCCUCUGACAUACUUGGAAUAGCCCCCUCCGGUUGACUUCGUUGAGUGCGUUUUGUCGAGUUUGCGGAGUGCCGCCACAUACAAUGCCUCGGAAGAGAGGGGGCGGGCUCCUGUGUGGGUGCUUUGGAGGCGGGGAUGAGACGCCGCACAUCACCUACGAUGUGGACAAUGGGAUGGUCCUCCACCCCAUGGAGGUCGCUGACCCCAUGCCACCGCUGGAAGAGCUCAACUUGAUGUUUGUGGAACUUGUGGAUGAGUUGGAUCUCCCUGCCCUCCACAGAGAACGAAUGUUCAGCUUGUCCCCAGAGAAGAAGUGGCAGAUUUAUUGCAGCAAAAAGAAAGAACAAGAUGAUCCCAAUUCAACCAAGUGGCCAGACUACUAUCUUGACCAGCUGAAGGCCAUGAUGACGUUGGCCUUUACCCAUGAUGAGGAUGUCAUAGCUGCCAGAACAAACUUGGUGGACAGUCUGAAGACGGCUCUUCGGACGCAACCGAUGAGGUUUGUGAUGAGGUUCAUUGAGCUGGAUGGGCUGUCCGUUCUACUGGAGUUUCUUGAAAAUAUGGACUUUGAUUUGAUGGAAAGUCCCAUUCAUACAUCAGUGAUUGGCUGCAUCAAGGCUCUCAUGAAUAAUUCACAUGGCAGGGCAGACGUGUUAGCCCACCCAACUGCCAUCAACAUCGUUACCCAGAGCAUGAGCUCGGAGAACAUCAAGACCAAGAUUCAGGUCCUGGAGAUCUUGGGUGGAGUGUGCCUGGUGCCUGGGGGACACCGCAAGGUUCUGACUGCCAUGUCCCACUACCAAGAGUACGCCUCGGAGAGGACAAGGUUCCAGAGGUUAGUCAACGACCUGGACCGGAGUACGGGCCACUACAGGGAAGAGGUCAACCUGAAGACUGCCAUCCUGUCCUUCAUCAAUGCCAUCAUCAAAUAUGGAGCAGGGGAGGACAACCUGGAAUUCAGAAUUCACUUGCGGUACGAGUUUCUCAUGCUGGGUAUUCAGCCGGUCAUAGACAAGCUUCGGAGUCUGGAGAACGCCACCGUAGAUAGGCAUUUAGAUUUUUUUGAAUUAGUACGGAAUGAAGAUGAAAGGGAACUAGCCAAGAGAUUUAACAUGGUACAUGUAGAUGUCCGGAGUGCAAAUAGCAUGUUUGAAGUGAUUAAGAAGAAGAUAGCACACACUCAGGCCUACCCACACUUCCUGUCACUCCUUCAACAUUUUCUGCUCCUUCCAAAUAAAGGCAGCAGCAUACACCACUGGUCGCUGGUAGACCGGCUGGUCCAGCAGAUUGUACUGCAGUACGAGGACGGUGGCGAUCCCGAUGUGGCACCGUUCGACAUCAACUUCAAGGACGUGAUUGAGAAGGUCAUCAACCAGGACGUCAUCAGGCAGCAGAAGGCGGAAGAGUUGGAAAAAUCUUAUGAGGAGCUGAAGGCCCAACUGGAGCGAAAAGAACGGGAACUGGAUGCCAAAAACCAAGAGAAGAGAUCAGACGCACCAUGUGCCCUGUCUCCUCUUCCUGUCGUCACCACAAUGGAGGAAGCCAUGAGUGCGCUCAAUUCGAUCCAGGAACGGUUUGACCAGCAAGCGGCAGAGUUGGCCAUGUCCAGCAGACAAGGGCAGGAGUUGCAGGCCCAGAUGGCUGAGCUCAAGGCCAUGAUUGCCAGCGGCAAGCUAGGGGCCGUCAGUCUCUCAGAUGACGACAUGCUGAAAGUAGACUCCCUGAAAUCCCCAGCAUCCCUCUCAGGACAGCCGGCACCUCCCCCGCCCCCUGCUGCACCAUUUGCCCCACCCCCACCCCCCGGCAUGGGACCUCCAGCUCCGCCGCCGCCUCCAGGCCAGGGAGGGCCGCCACCCCCUCCAGGUAUGGGAGGAAUGAUGGCCAAGAAGAAGAACUAUCCCAAGCCUUCCAACCCGCUGAAAUCAUUCAACUGGGCCAAACUGCCCGAUCUGCAGCUGCAGGGAACGAUAUGGACAGAACUGGACGGGAUGAAGAUUUUAAAAAUCAUGGACCUGACGGAGUUUGACAAGGUCUUCUCGGCCUACCAGAAGGUGGACACGGACGGGGAGACAGGCUUCAGCUUCAAGUCCAGCAAGCGCAAGGAGCUGUCUGUCAUCGAUGGCCGGCGGGCCCAGAACUGCACCAUCCUGCUGUCCAAGCUCAAGCUGACCAACGAGGAGAUCACCAAGGCUGUCCUGAGCAUGGACCAAGGGGAGGACAUCCCCAAGGACAUGCUGGAGCAGCUUUUGAAAUAUGUGCCAACUCCUGAAGAAGUGGCCUUGGUGAAGGAGCACGAACGGGAACUUGACAGCGUGGCAAGAGCAGACCGGUUCUUGUAUGAAAUGGGCAAAAUCAACCAUUAUGAGCAGCGGUUGAAGUGUCUGUACUUCAAGAAGAAAUUCCAGGAGAGAAUGGGAGAGUGCAAACCCAAAGUGGAAGCCGUGCUCAAAGCCUCCAAGGAACUGAGCUCCAGCAAGCGGUUACGGAAGGUCCUGGAGAUCAUCUUGGCCUUUGGAAACUACAUGAACCGGGGGCCCAGGGGCAAUGCAUCGGGCUUCCGCAUCUCCAGCCUGAACAAAAUCCUGGACACUAAAUCCAGUCUUUCCAAGCAUCCCACUCUCCUCCAUUACCUGACAGCAGUAUUAGAAAAGAAGUUCCCAGAUGUCUUCAAACUGGAAGAGGAGCUGGCAUCACUGCGGGAUGCAUCUAAAGUCAAUAUGGGCGAGUUGGACAAAGACAUCAACAUCAUCGGAGCAGGGCUUAAAGAAGUGGAGAAGGAACUGGACUUUCAGAAGAAUAGACCAAGCACGGAGAAGGGCGACAAGUUUGUUUCAGUCAUGAGUGACUUCAAGACGGUCUCCUCCAUCAGCUUCUCCAAGAUCAGGGACCUCCAGGCCCAGGCCAAGGAAAAGAUCACCAAGUGCAUCAAACAGUUUGGGGAGGACCCGGCCAAGAUGACGGCAGAGGAAUUCUUCAGCACCUUCGACGCCUUUGUCCAAUCUUUCAUCGAGGCGAAGAUCGACAACGAGAACAUGCGCAAGAAGCAGGAAGAGGAAGAAAAGCGGGCACGCAUCGAGGCGGAGAGGGUAGCACGGGAACGCAAACGGAAAGCAAGCAAGAAGGAGAAUCAGAACGGCCGGAAGCAGGGUGGCGAGGGUGAAUUCGACGACCUGAUCUCUGCCCUGAGGACGGGGGACAUGUUUGGCGAGGACGUGGCCAAAAUGAAGCGGAACCGGAAGCGGCAGAGCCAGCCGGCCCAGCCCGCCGCCGCCAACGGCAGCAACGGCCGGCCCAAGAUGGGGGAGGUGAGCCGGGAGAGGGUAGGCAAGCCCAAGCCGGCCACCACGCCCUCCUCCAAGAUGACUGCCAUAUAAUGAAGUCUCCAGCAUGUUGCGGUUUCAACCGGAUAGGAGAAAUAAGGGUACCGCUGUAAACUCUCUGCUUGGCACCGGUGGUCACCUCAAAUAAUGUGCCAAGUGUGUGUGCAGAUGCGAGGACUCAUCAGAACUGUCAACGAAAAAGCUUUUCCUGUCAUAUUCCACGGAAGUGUUGAAAUAAAGGAAAAAACUGAAGUGGUCCACUGUUGUCAGUCAAAGACGGCAGGGAGCACAGUGCCUUGUCAGUCCGAUAAGCUGUCGCUCUGCUCCAUCCUCCAAGGCACUUCAGUAUCCAGGCUCGAGUUGGGGUUUACAUUCCCUUGCCCCAGACCGUCGGCUUUGUUCUCCUGUUAGAAUCCAGCAGAGUCCAGCUGCUCGCUGCUAAAGAAACGCUGUUUCUGGCAACUGCCCGCUGUGUGAGGACAAGAGGAAGCACAUAAUGAAAAUGGAAAAGAGUUGUGCUGUAUCCGUCAUAUUUUAUGAAAGGCCUUGUACAGUAUAUGCCAAAAUGAAAAAACAAGACUGACAAUGUUACCUUAUUUCUGCUGAAGCAGUUGGUAAAUUUUGUUGUAAAACCAACUGUACUUGUUUGAUUUUCCUGUAGAAGUCUUGAUGCUGGCUCAUUCCCCAGUCUUUUGUUUAAUCGACUCCAAAUAAGUCACCGGCCAAUUGUUAGACAACAACAAUGUACAUAUUAUUUAAAUCUGUAAGAUUUGUAAGUAAAAACUUGGUGUUAACGAACUCUUCUGUACAAAACAAUGACCAACAUUCUUUUUGUAAGCAUCUCCUGCAAAAGGGUUUUUAAAAAAAUCACACUGCUGCUUUAUUUCCUUAUUUUUAUUCAGGUCGUCAGUCCAAUGUCUUAAUUUUUCUCUCAUGUAUUGGAAUAUUUUCAGAUAAGAAACUUAACACAUAUUUGGCUUGCCAUAAAUUAAAAAAAACAGGGUUUACACUGUCACAAAGGGUAGAUAAAUGUUCACGGCGAAAUGGAAAGGCAUAUAGUCAACGUUCAUUGUGCAAGACAUCUUCAACAGACUGAAUGACCUUCAAAACACUUGCUCAUUUAAUAUUUACAUUUCAAGAGUGAUCGAGUAAAUCUUUUGUGUUUCAGAGUGAUAGAGCUGGUGAGCCUUUUGAAAGACUCGUAAUAACAUGCACAUGAUGUCAGAGGUCAGGUUCAUUCUGACCUGGAUUGUGACCUGUAGAGAUGACCUUGUAAAUUUAUGAUCCUGUAAAUUGACCUGAUAAGAAUGGUGUUUAGAGUUUAAUGCAAUGCAAGUUUCUUUUUUUUUUUAAUACGCAGACUUUUUUUUGCGUAAACAAAAGAUUUGCGCAUGUGUGUAAAUAAUUCCUGUUUUUUCUUUGGAAAAAUUGUGUUGGAAGCAAUUUCUAUGGAAGCCGUAAAGAAUUCUUGCAGCGGUCUCCGCGUCCUUUCAUGGAAUUUCUUCGGAGUUGCAUGAAACAAUGGAGGAAGAUGUACUUGCAAUGUUGUACAGAUUUAACAUUAGAAGGAAAGGGUGGCUUUAGGAAUUUCCUUGGUGUUGAUAAUGACAAACUGACACGAUCGGCAUGAUCAGGUACCUGUUAUCUACCGAGUCAGUCGGAAGUGAGAUCUAUUAAUUCAGUUGUAGCGGUGUACAUUAAGGUGGCUGCAAUUUGGUGUCUAGUGAAUAUGUAUGUGAUAUAGUAGAGUUGGUGAGCAUUGUGCAUGUGAAUGCAAUUUCCUCCUCUUUUUUGGUCUUUCUGUGUUUUGUUGCCUAGGUAAAUUUUAAGUCUCAUGUCUGCUCGUAAACUCUGUAAAUUCCAUUCACCACCUCAUCAUGGAUUUACUUUACGAUGUACUGGCCCCCAGUUACAAAAUCGUUUUUUGAGUAAGAAGCUCUAUUUUGGAACAAGACAAGUUGGGCCUGCGAGUGUAUCGGCCAAAGUUCAAAAUGAAGUCAACUGCCUCAAAUAUUGACUACUCAGAAACAAUGUAGUACUUGACUGAUCACUGUACUGUCAUCUUUUUUGCCUCUCUCAAAGGCCCCACUGAGUAGGUAGGAUUUGCUGUAAUGACAGUGUGUGGACUACAAACAAGCUCAUUGCUACACACGGUCUGCCUGGGUCUGCCUGCCUGGGCUUGCCAGAUGUUACGUGUGCUUCCAAAUCCAAUAAAACCAGUGGUGAAAGAGGCAAGCAUGUACAUCCUCCACAGGAGAGUCUGGAAAGCCUUGACAGUUUUUAAUCAAGGCUCACUGGGACAUAUUUCUUUGAGGGGAUACAGUUGCCGAGAUGGGUCUUUUGUGUGUCCCGACAGUAGGGGGUGCUUUAUUCCAGCACUUGCAUCCAAAAACAGUCGAGGUGCAAAACAAGCGUCCCUUGCCACUUCUUUGUGGGCUUAGUUUGACCAAGUCACCCAGUAGUGACGCACUCUGGAGGCAACAGACAUCCCAAACUCUCUUAUAGCUCGCUUUUUCUUGAUGGAGCAUUUCACAACAGAAACAGCAUGGUGAUGAAGAAGAAUAUGUGGGACUGCACGUAGUUUUUGGUUGGAUCAAGAUGGACGUAAACUGUGCACGUAUUUUGCUGAUGGCGGAAGUGGAACAAAAUCUUUUAAACAGUUGAAAUGAUUACCUUCCAGAAGCACUCUUUGUAGUUAAAAACUAGAGUGUACAGACAAGUUGCCAGUGUUUUUAUCUUUGUUUUUGUCCAGUAAAGCCCAGUUUCCAUAUCAACGUACAGAGAUGCAGACAACUUUCCCGAACAUUCCUCGAUACUACCCCGAUGUAUGAAAUGCUUCACCGUGACUGACUGACAACAACACGCACACUGAUAGUUGGCCAAGCCUGGAUCAGCAGCCAGGCCGACUAUCCGAGUUGUUUGGAGUUGUCAGAAUAGAGUGGGCCUAUACACUUGCUGUUUUAAUUCCAGUGUUUGGUCCAAUGGUCACACACACCCUCUCUUCCACAACAGUGCCUGCCUUAACAUCUUGUGUGUUCGCAGCAGUCUCUACAACUGUGUGGAAACAAGGCUUUAACAGAGUGAUGGAAGGUUUGUGGCAACAACAGUUUUGUAGUUUUCACAUGUAGUUGACUUUUCAGUUGAGAUAGUAGCCACAAGAUUGACAUGGGCCCUUUAUCUUUCCAACAAAGUUGAUUUCUUGAUCUUGAUUGGUCAAUCCAUGGCAGCUGACUGUGCAAUAUGUAUACCCACAUACCAUGUGCUACAUUAUUCUGUGUUCCAUUCAUGCUUGUGGGAUAACUAAUAUGUCGAUAGCACUUUUGUGGAAGAUGACACUUACACAAUUGGACAAACUUUCCUCUGUAUUUUUUAGGCAGUGUCCUCGACCAAGUAAUGGGUUUUUUUUUACCUCAGAUACAGCCACUUUAUGGUUGCAUUCCACCACAAACAACAGGUUUUAUCACAUAUUUAAAUUGCACUGCUGAUUAUUUGUGUCUUCCGGCUGUCUCACGUGAAAUGACAGGAAUUUCAUUUUUUCAUCUUUUCUUUCAAAUCUUAGUUGACCUUAUUUGGUAAUGACUAUCUACAUGCGCUUGAUCACACUUCGAUAUGGAUAAGGCGAAUGGCCGUUUGUUUUGUUGUGGCUUCAGCUGAUUAAAAAAAGACCAGAAACAUGCAGCCUGUUACCGGUGUACAUAAUAGUGGUUGUAGGGUAGCAGCCCACUGUGUGGACUUCCAUGUUGACCAACUCCACAGACUAUGGAAAAGAAAGACACCAUUUGUGUCUGUCACCGACAACUGAUAAAAUAGCGUAGCAUUCCUGUUCAGACUUAGCAAAUGGAAAGAAAGAGUUGUACAUUUUUUUGGAGUAUUCACAAAACUGAUGCACAGAUUUUUGGCCAAAGAAUGCCUAUUUUUCCAUUUCCACAUUUUCGGGAGUUACCUUCCACGAUGUGGAAAAGUUUGAGACUUUUUUAAAAUCCCAAAUCUGUAUUCUAUAAGUGGUGUAUUGAAUUGAAAAGUGAUAUUUCUUUCUGUUCCAAGAACAUGUAUGUGUGAUAUGUUAACUGUAUGAUUCAUUUGAAUAUUUCUCUUUGAAGAUAAUCUUGUUAUCAAAUACUUUCUUUGCAUUUGUAUGUGUAAAUAAAAAACCUUUUGUUGGGAGUGGUAGAACAGUGCAAGAGUGGUGAACAGACAGCUGGGAGAAAAGACAAGCUCAAAUUUUCACGAAAAGCACGGCAUAAGAUGAGCUUUGAAGCUUUCCAUGGUGAAGAUAGCAAGUAUAGAGCUGUGCUGUAGCACCAUGUGAGGAUAUCUCUUUUUGAGCAUGUGUGGUUCUUAGAAGAGCAUGUUUGGUUCUUAGAAGAGCAUUUGUGGUUCUGAGAAGAACCAGAGGGCACUGACUAUGGACAGAGCAUAUUGUCCAAAAUGUUGAGUACCCUCCGGUUCUUCUGAGAACCACAUAUGCUCAGAAAGAGAUAUCCUUGUA